AGUUCAACUGUCGGAAUUGUGGGAAUCAGGAAUAGGUAAAUUAUGGCCGACGAAGGAGACGACUGGUUCGGCGGCGGCGGCGACGACGACGCGCCGCCGGCGGUCAAGCCCGUAGGCAAGAAGGGCGAGGAGGCGGCCGAGGCGGCUGAGGAGGCGGAACAGGGCGAGGAGGCGCCCGAGGAGGGCGAAGGCGCCGCCGAAGCGCCCUUGCCCGAGGCGGACGAAGAGUACCUGGAUCCCGAUAAAUUGAUACUGUUCAAACAUUGGGUAAGACCUAAAUUCCUGCCGUACAAGUGCAUCUACGACUACCGAAAGAACUACUACGACGACGUGAUGGAGGUGCUGGAGAGCCGGAGGCGCGGCGUCAGAAGGACCAUUCCUCCGGCCCAGACGUGGGCCGAAAGGCUGUGCAGGCAGCGCAACGACCCCCUGUGGAAGCUGCAGACGUUCGACAAAUUCCUCGACGACGUCAGGCUGGUGACGAGGACGCAGAUCAGCGGCGACCUGUACAGCUACUACGCAAAGGACCAGUUCAACAAGAGGUACUCGAAGCUGUUGUACUGACAU
This is a messenger RNA of Phyllotreta striolata, 567 nucleotides long. NCBI's taxonomy places the organism in Eukaryota, Metazoa, Arthropoda, Insecta, Coleoptera, Chrysomelidae. The record is from the annotation of a GenBank genome assembly.